Mus pahari (shrew mouse) is the source of this 475-nucleotide messenger RNA. RefSeq names its product odorant-binding protein 1a-like. The annotation marks the transcript as partial. Lineage: Eukaryota; Metazoa; Chordata; Mammalia; Rodentia; Muridae. The transcript is spliced from 5 exons. The record is from RefSeq and is a predicted model, not a curated record. Gene Ontology annotation, molecular function: odorant binding; small molecule binding.
AUGGUAAAAUUUCUGCUGCUUGCUUUAGCAUUUGGACUGGCACAUGCUGAGUUUGAAGGAGCAUGGGAAUCUGUUGCUAUCGCUGCUGAUAGAGUAGACAAGAUAGAGAGAGGUGGAGAACUGAGACUCUAUUGUCGUAGCCUUACCUGUGAAAAUGGAUGCAAGGAAAUGAAAGUCACAUUUUAUGUCCUUGAAAAUGGACAGUGCUCAUUGACCACAAUCACUGGGUAUUUGCAAGAAGAUGGCAGGACCUACAAAACUCAGUUUCAAGGGGAUAAUCAUUAUGAACUUGUGAAGGAGACACCUGAGAACUUAGUAUUUUACAGUGAGAAUGUGGACAGAGCUGGCCGGACAACAAAAUUGCUAUUUGUUCUUGGCCAUGAAAGUUUAACUCCUGAACAAAAGGAAGUAUUUGCUGAACUUGCUGAAGAAAAGGGAAUUCCACCUGAAAACAUCAGAGAUGUCCUGGUUACAG